AUGAGCGAAUCGCCAGGGUCUUCCAAGGUCUGCGUGUGUACGGAGCUCAGUGAUGAGACCUCAGGUCCUCUUACUCCUCACUGUGAGUGUCCGAGAGAUGAGCAUGAAAUCGUCAUUCACGAAGAAACAUGUCUUAUGUACAAGCACGAGAGGAUCAUAUUCCCUCAUGAGCCGGAGGUAUGCGAGUGCGUGACUCCGCCGUUCGAAGAUGGGGUCUGCAAAUGUUGCGCCUGCCCCGUGGACCAGUGUCACUGCAAGAAGGCUGGUAGAGAAGUGUUUGAUGAAUGGCGCAGCAAGCGGGACGUCGGGGAGAUGCCAGCAGUGCUGGAGUCUUCUCAUCCCCUGAUGCAGAGGUUCCAGGAGACGCUCAAACGAUUCCUGGAGAAGGAGAACGCGAUCGCCGAGGAGGAGAUAUUGCAACUGAGAGAUGAUCUGCGCCUGAGUAAGCUGGCGUAUGACAAUGACCUCGAAACCAUAUAUAGGAGUGAUCAUGAUACCAACGCGCAAAGGGCCAUGAUCGUGGAGUACGAGACAACCCUUGGUCAGAAGACCAGGGAAAGGGAGGAAGCCGAGAAACGCGCCAGAGAAGCCAACGAGAGGUACCAGCGAGCCCGCGACAAACUAAACCAGGAUAUUAUUACGGAAAGAGAAACAACCGAAGAACUGGAGGCUCUGACUGCUCUGUGCAGGCAGCUGGAAACUUGGCGCGAGGAGACCGAGUCGGACCUGACCGUCAGUCAGCGAAUGUCUGACAAAAUGCGGGCCGAGAAGAAAGCGUUGGCUGAUGAGAAACGGCAACUGGAUAUAAUAAUAUUCGGGUUGAGCAACGAGGUGUGGAAGCUUGAGUCCAAAUUGGAGCUUUUCAAGAAGCAGCUCGAAAUAAAGAACGUUGAGAUGGAGAAUGUCAAUGAUAAGGUGACAGCAUACGCGGCCGAGCUGGAAGAUCUGGACCUGGACAAGCGUCGCUUGGUGAGCCUCUGGAACGCUGUGCUCGUCAACAUUCAGCAACGGGACAAGGUUUAUGACUCAGUCAGGGAUGAUUACAGGGCACUGACGGAAAAUUAUCGCACUUUGAUGAACAACCUGGAGAUCACGAAGAAGGUGCUGAUGGAGGAGAUGAACAAGGGGAAAGAGCUGACGAUGAACAAGGACAAGCUGACGUAUGAUCUUGAGCAUGCCACCAAAUUAUUUGACGCGGAAGACGUGAAGAGGGUGACUUACGAAUCAGAGAUUUCCGAACUUCAGGAGUCAGUAGAAAUGAAUGAACGGGACCAAGAGAUGAUAAAAUCAGAAAACUUCGCAAUGAGGAACAUUUUGAAAAGCACAGAGAAGGAGUUCGACCACAAGGUGGAAGCUAAGCUGAAGUUGGAGAAUGAGAUCCUGGAGAAUCUGCAGGAGUGUCUCCUCAACGACAAAGCAGUGGAGUCCAUGGCGAAUGGCAUCAGGAAGAUGCGAGAAUUAUCCAGAAAACAGGAAAUAUCAUUGAUGUCACUGGAGACUCAGCACGCCAAGAUGAUGUUGGACAUUGAGGUGUACAGAAACCGCCAAGCGCGCAACAACAUACUGCUGGAAGAGACUCUGGCCAAGGUCCGCAACAGAGAGAAGGAGAUUGACAAGUUGGAGGAGAAGUACGACCAGAAGGCGCUGCUCCUCACCAAGAAGCAGAGGGAGCUAGACAUUAUCAUAAAGAAGUACAACACUCUAAAAGAAGUUUUUGAUCUGAAAUCGCCACAAGAGCGGCGCAUUGAAGAGUUAGAGCAGCAGAUCAAAGCACUUCGCGAGAAAACCGAGGGGAUGCAACAUGAGUGGCUUCGUCUGCAAGGGCACGUGGUGAAACUGACGGCACAGCACCACAAGUUGGUGGCCGACAUCAACCUCAUCAACAAACAAAUCCAAAUUUGCGAGCAGAAGAUAAUGCGCAUACAAGUCGACUGCGAGAAUGUCGCCCAAGAGAGAAGUCGCGUGGAAAGAGUGUUGCGAGACCUGCGCGGGAGACUAGAAGUGCUACAGCGCACGCGCAAGGACGCCACUGAGAGAAAUGUCAAUGCGCAACGGACUAAUGUCGCUAUUACACACGAGUACGCGGCUAAUUUGAAGGGUGCAGAGGCAGAAAUUAUUCAAAUGGAGGAGGAUAUUGAUACGAUGGACAAGGAGAAGGCCAAUCUUACACAAGAACUGGAUCGCAUUCAGAGAGAAGCGCUCAUUUGGCAGAGAAAGGGUAUACUAGCAGUAGAACUGAAGAGAAAUAUCCAAAAUGCCAAAUCAGCUGCUGGGGAAAUUGGACAGAUGAAGAAUGAGAUUCAUAGAAUGGAGGUCCGUCGUGAGCAACUUCGGCGUACCAGCGAGAAGUUGGCCGAAGACUUGGCGUUGUACGUGACGCGGCGAGAGACAGCCAUGGAGAAGAGUCGAGCCGCCGCCGCCGUUGAGAAGGCCCACGGGAGCUCCACGCAGACCUCGCAGUCCUCGUACCAUCACAAGCUGAGGCUGGCUAAAGCUGAUAUGGCAAGAGUAACUAAGGACCUGUCAGACGCGAAAGCCCAAAUGGAGCAGUUGCGACAGGAGCAAGCGCGACUAGAGAGUGAGGUUGAAGAAAACAGCAACAUAAAUGCUCAGCUGGAGGAACAAGUGGCCACCCUGCUGCGCGAGUGCCGCGAGACCGAGCGUCAGAAGCAAUGGAUCCUGGAGCGCGUAGUUCGUAGUCAGCGCCUCGGCAGCGAACUGGCGACGGCUAUCAAACGCCAGUCGGUUCGCACGCGGAAGCCCAAGUCUACCAUCAUGACGGAGUAUAACCAAGCUAGGGCCCUCAACGACCGCCUGCGUUACAUCGUCGACAACCUCGCUAAGGAGUACCCUUAUCUCAGUGACAAGUUUGAAACUGUGUGUAAUACCCUCAAUAUUCACAGCCCAAGUGAAUCGCCCCGGUUAGUGGCAGAGUGUAGCAGUGAAUGCAUUGUGGAGGAAGACAAUGUGGCUGAGAAACCUUUAGAGUAUGGGGAGUAGGCUUUUUUAAAGAAAGA
Molecule: messenger RNA, 3017 nt
Organism: Amyelois transitella
Lineage: Eukaryota; Metazoa; Arthropoda; Insecta; Lepidoptera; Pyralidae
Gene: l(2)41Ab
Product: coiled-coil domain-containing protein 40
Exons: 19
Coding region: 1-3000 (999 amino acids)
Biological process (GO): axoneme assembly
Cellular component (GO): cytoplasm
Source: RefSeq, a predicted model, not a curated record